Carica papaya (papaya) is the source of this 946-nucleotide messenger RNA. The record is from RefSeq and is a predicted model, not a curated record. NCBI's taxonomy places the organism in Eukaryota, Viridiplantae, Streptophyta, Magnoliopsida, Brassicales, Caricaceae.
UUCAUCUGAAUUUAUCUUGACAGUUGAAGGAGAUGGCUGAAAGAUUACCAAUUGGAGCAGCAAGAAAUGACAACAGCAAUUCACCAUCAUUUCAUUAUUCUAGCCCCACCACUAGAGAUUUUUCUUCUGGAGGCAGUGAACAACUGAGCAGUCCCAGAACAUGCCAUGAAUUAGAUUCAAAUGGAUCAAAUGGUGUAGUGGUUUCUAAUGGCUUAAGCACCAAUUAUAACCACAACUGCAACCACAUUGAAGCAGUACAUUUGGAAGCAACUGCCAGAAACAGGAGCAGAGCAAAAGCUGAGCCCAACUACGGGGAUGAAUGGGUUGAACAAGAUGAACCUGGUGUCUAUAUUACCCUUGUUGCCUUGCCUGGAGGUGUCAAAGAUCUUAAGCGUGUCCGCUUCAGUCGAAAACGGUUUAGUGAGAAACAAGCGGAGCAGUGGUGGGCAGCUAACCGAGCUAGGGUAUAUCAGCAGUACAAUGUUCCAAUGUUGGAGAAGCCAAGUUUGGGGAUAGGAAAGGAGGGAUUAGCUCACUGACUAUGCUAAUCUGAAGUUUAGUGGUAAAAAAAUUUCAGGAAAAAUUUCAGGUUAAAAGAGUAUAGAGAAGCAAAGAAUUGAACCCUCUCAGGUUUUGUUUGUAGAAAGAGCUGGGGUGCAUUUUUUUAGUGCCUCAAUCUUCGGCUCCCCGUAUGUUCUGAAUUGUGAAUGUAUUCUCCGUGGAAGGGAGAAAAUGUGAAGGGGGUGAUGAGUGAAUUCUUUGUAAGUAGAAUUUGUAGUUCUGGAUUCUUAAUUGCUUGUAAAUUCCACAAGGGAAGAUAUAUUCCAGGAGAAGGCUGCAUCUAAACAUCCACAGAGCCGAUGCAUAUCAGCUCCCCCUCCAACCACAAUCUAAGUUCGAGGUAAAGUUCCUAACUUAUAAGAGUAAUUUCAUGUCAAGUUCCUAA